AUGCCUGCUGGGGACAUGGCAGCAGCUGAGCCCGGUCCCGCCCCGCGAGGUGCCCGUGCCCGUUCCGGGGAUCACCGGGGACACUGGCCCGCCCGCCUCUGCACCGCCCUGCCCCGGGCUGGGCUCGGGCCGCCUGCCAGCCCCGCUGACCUCAGCCGGCUCCGUGGGACCGCGCUGACGCCCAGCACCCGCGGCAGCCCCGGCAGGAAGGAGCCGCCCCGGGCUGCCCCUCCCACGGGCGCACCGGGCUCGGCGCCGCCGGGAGCGGGCGGCACCGGGAGCCGCGGCACGGACGGGAUCCGGCGGCACCGGGAGCCGCGGCACGGACGGGAUCCGGCCCUCACCGGGAGCCGCGGCACGGACGGGAUCCGGCCCUCACCGGGAGCCCCGGCACGGACGGGAUCCGGCCCUCAACGGGAGCCGCGGCACGGACGGGAUCCGGCCCUCACCGGGAGCCGCGGCACGGACGGGAUCCGGCCCUCAACGGGAGCCGCGGCACGGACGGGAUCCGGCUCGCAGCCACGGCACCGGAACCCGGCGGCCGCUCCAGCCUCGACGGAGCCGGAGCGCUUGUUCGGGGGCUGCAGCCGCUCCCCGCUCCGGAGCCGUGCCGGCCGCACCUGCGGCACCGACGGGGCGGCCCCUGCGGGAGGCGGCGCCGCUCCCUCCCGCCCCUUCCCCGCCCCAUCGCCCCCGCUAGAGCGGCUGCAGCCCCACGGCCCUGGCAGGGCGGGCAGCUCCUCCCGAAGAGCACAGAGCGCACCGACCCCCGAACUGCGGGGGAACUCCGGCAUCCCCAGGGAGGAGCCCCGGGAGCCGCGGUGUCCUCCCGCCGCAAGGCUCCAGCCGCUGCCCUUGUCCUUCGCAGCACAGAUACGGUUCUCGCAGGGCGCCUCGCCCCUGCCCCCAGCACAGGCUGCGGGGAGCCCCGAGCACACGAGGCGCGGGGCUCCAGCCGUGGGGAGGUGGUUUCUCGGCACACAGGACAGCGGGGGAGGGACACUGGUGCAGCCCCAAGGCAAACGAGAGGACGCGGCUCUGCCCACACUUUCGGCCGCACCCCAGGGACGGAAGAGCCAGAGGCUCCCAGCCCUGUGGGAAGCGAUGGGACAUUGA
Oenanthe melanoleuca is the source of this 1116-nucleotide messenger RNA. Its product is annotated as collagen alpha-1(I) chain-like. The record is from RefSeq and is a predicted model, not a curated record. The transcript is spliced from 2 exons. NCBI's taxonomy places the organism in Eukaryota, Metazoa, Chordata, Aves, Passeriformes, Muscicapidae. Bases 1 to 1116 code for a protein of 371 amino acids.